CUCAAGCAAGGUACCAGUCUUAAAAAUGAAAAAUUUAACCCUACCCGACUUUGUAUCCGAAAGUUCUUCCCAAAGAAGAAAUGCUUUAUCUUUGAUCGCCCCACUCAUCGGAAGAAGCUAGGCCAACUUGAGACAAUGCAUGAUGAUGAGCUGGACCCCGAAUUCGUGCAACAAGCUGCUGACUUCUGUUCCUACAUCUUUAGCAAUUCCAAAGUCAAAACUCUUUCAGGAGGCAUCCAAGUCAAUGGACCCCGACUGGAGACUCUGAUCCUGACCUAUGUCAAUGCCAUCAGCAGUAGGGACCUGCCCUGCAUGGAGAAUGCCAUCAUGGCCUUGGCCCAGAUAGAGAACUCAGCUGCAGUGAAAAAGGCCAUUGCUCACUAUGACUGGCAGAUGAGUGAGAAGGUUCAGCUGCCCACAGAAACCCUCCAAGAGCUCCUGGACCUGCACAUGGCCAGUGAGAAAGAGGCCAUUGAAGUCUUCAUGAAGAAUUCCUUCAAGGAUGUAGACCAUUUAUUUCAAAAGGAAUUAGCGGCCCAGUUAGCAAUAAAGCGAAAUGACUUUUAUAAAGAGAAUAUUAAAGCAUCAUCGGAUCGCUGCUCGGCUUUACUUAAGGAUAUCUUCCAUUCUUUAGAAGAAGAUAUAAAGCAGGAGAUUUUUUCUAAACCAGGAGGAUAUCGUCUCUUAAUGCAGACUAUACACGAGCUGAAGAAAAAGUAUAUCCAGGAACCCAGGAAGGGAAUACAGAGUGAAGAAGUUCUUCACACAUACCUGAGGUCCAAGGAGUCUGUGAUUGAUGCAAUUCUACAGACAGACCAGAAUCUCACAAAAAGGGAAAAGCUGAUUGAAGUGCAACGUGUGAAAGCUGAAUCUGCAGAGGCUGCAGCAAAAAUGCUGGAGGAAAUGCAGAAGAAGAAUCAGCAGAUGAUGGAGGAGGAAAAAAAGAGUUAUCAGGAAUAUGUGAAACAAUUGGCUGAGAAGAUGGAGCAGGAGAGGGCCGAGAUAAUGGCAGAGCAAGAGAAGGCUCUGUCUCUUAAACUUCAGGAACAGGCCAUGUUACAAAAGGAAGGAUUCCAAGAUGAGAGCAGACAACUUCAGAGAGAAAUAGAGAAUCUCAAGAAUAACAUGGCAAGAAGCAGGAAGAAAUGUAUCUUAAUCUAAAGACCUAAAGGAAAGAGAUUCCCUGGUCAGUCUACUCAAGGCAUUACUCAAGCAGUUUUAGAAUUUGGAAAAAGUCACAACUUGAGAAAAAGUGACCCUCUUUAAGCUGAUAAAAGAAAUCUACAAAAACCCCUUCACCUAACAUACUUAAUGAUAAUAAAUGGAAUGCUUUGCCCUUAACUCAGGAAUAAAGCAAGGAUGUGCAGUCUCUCCACUCCUGUUAAACAGUAUAAUGAAAGGCUUCCUACAAUAUGGGAAGGAAGGAAGGAAGAAAGGAAGGAAGGA
Molecule: messenger RNA, 1446 nt
Organism: Myotis brandtii (Brandt's bat)
Lineage: Eukaryota; Metazoa; Chordata; Mammalia; Chiroptera; Vespertilionidae
Product: guanylate-binding protein 1
Exons: 7
Molecular function (GO): GTP binding; GTPase activity
Source: RefSeq, a predicted model, not a curated record